This is a messenger RNA of Magallana angulata, 769 nucleotides long. Its product is annotated as mpv17-like protein 2. Gene Ontology annotation, cellular component: membrane; cytoplasm. Gene Ontology annotation, biological process: mitochondrial ribosome assembly. The record is from RefSeq and is a predicted model, not a curated record. Bases 68 to 622 code for a protein of 184 amino acids. The transcript has 5 exons. NCBI's taxonomy places the organism in Eukaryota, Metazoa, Mollusca, Bivalvia, Ostreida, Ostreidae.
GAUAAGCAAUGGCUGGACAUUCUGUGAAAAGUCUUCUAAAUGUGUGUACAAGAUCUAGACUGGUACGAUGUCCGCAGUCUUAAAACAACUAUUUUCCAAGUACCUGAUCAUAACUAACACAGUGACCAGUGGGACCCUUUUAGGACUUGGUGACGUCAUCACACAGGGUCUGGAGGCUGAGUAUGCGUCCAGGGCGGGAAAUGUGGCUCAUCAAUUUGACAUCCAUAGAACAGGUAGGAUGAUUCUGAUGGGUUUGAUGAUUGGGCCAUUUGGUCACUUUUGGUACACCAAACUGGCCGACAAACUGGUCCUCGGAACCGGACCAAAGGUAGUGCUCAAGAAGAUUGGCGUGGAUCAAAUAAUUUUUACCCCUUUCAUCACUUGCUUAUUUUUUGGAGGAAUGGGUCUUCUUGAGGGGAAAGAUUUCAAUGGUGCCUUGAACGAAAUCAGGACAAACUUCCUAACAGUAUAUUCAGUAGACUGUUGUGUGUGGCCCCCAGCACAGUACAUCAACUUUCAUUUCAUUCCGGCCAGAUUUCGGAGCAUCUAUGUCUCCUCUAUCACACUUUGCUGGAACACUUUCCUGUCGUAUAUGAAACAUAGGGGUAUGACAGCCGAGUAAAAUUAAACAGACUUGCAGACUCCAUCACAGUUUAUGGGGAAAAUUGUGAAUCGAUCAAUGCUGUUGGCGCGAUCUCUAUUCAAAAUACUCUGUUAUGUCAUAAUUUGAGUGUUAAUGCAUUUUUUUAUUAAAUAUUUUGAAAUUUGG